AUGUUUUCAUUACGUAUUAUAUUAUUGAUGUUUAUUAUAUUAUUAUUAUUAAAUUGUUAUUGUCAAGGUCAAAAUGAAAUUCGUAAUGCUGCUAAAGCUAAAGCUAACAGAAAAAUCAAUAAAGGAAGACAAAAUGUUAGAUUUGUUAAAGAUAGAACUCGUGGAAAAAUUGAUCGAACUGGUGCCAAAAUAAAUCGAAAACAAAAAAGUACUAGACGAAAAAUGCAUGUUAUUAAAAAAGUAAUUAGAUCAUAA
Rotaria sp. Silwood1 is the source of this 255-nucleotide messenger RNA. NCBI's taxonomy places the organism in Eukaryota, Metazoa, Rotifera, Eurotatoria, Philodinida, Philodinidae. The record is from the annotation of a GenBank genome assembly.